This is a messenger RNA of Durio zibethinus, 318 nucleotides long. The record is from RefSeq and is a predicted model, not a curated record. NCBI's taxonomy places the organism in Eukaryota, Viridiplantae, Streptophyta, Magnoliopsida, Malvales, Malvaceae.
AUGGUGGUCGUGAAGUCCUUUAACGAAGGCAUGCGUGAUCGCCCCUAUGGCCACUGUUUGGUUACAGGAAUAAAAGAGUAUGCAAGCAAGGUUAUCCGUAAAGAUUCUACCAAGAAAAUAGCCAAGAAAUCACGCGUCAGUUGCUUCAUCAAGCUCAUGAAUUACGAACACCUGAUACCCACGUGCUACUUCCUUGAUGUGGACUUGAAAGAUAUGGUUACCGUUGAUGCUCUUCAAACAAAGGACAAGAAAAUGGCUGCCUGUAACGCUACCAAGGAGAGGUCUAAAAAGACGUUAAAGAUUGGAAAGAACAGGUGA